Messenger RNA from Rana temporaria (common frog), 2876 nucleotides. It is a transcript of the gene VMP1, whose product is annotated as vacuole membrane protein 1. The transcript is spliced from 13 exons. Gene Ontology annotation, cellular component: membrane; endomembrane system; endoplasmic reticulum. Bases 245 to 1465 code for a protein of 406 amino acids. The record is from RefSeq and is a predicted model, not a curated record. NCBI's taxonomy places the organism in Eukaryota, Metazoa, Chordata, Amphibia, Anura, Ranidae. Gene Ontology annotation, biological process: autophagy; Golgi organization.
CAUCAUCGGGGAGGUGUUUGACAGCGCUGACGAUAGUUCCGGUGGAGUGUGACCCGGUGAGUGUGACAGAUCGAGAGUGAGAGGCUGCCGGUGGGAGACAAGGGCUGAAGAUCUCCAAAACUUACACUGUGUUUGAGUUAAUGUAUCUGAUGUGAAGGAUCCAAUCUCAUCAUUUUUGCAACUGGAAGUCAUUAGCGAAAUAAACUUUACUGGAGAAUAUUCUCAACCUCAGCUGACCUAUGAAAUGGCAGAGAAUGGCACUGAUUGUGAGCAGCGGCGUGUUGGCGUCUCUAAAGAACAACACAAUGGAAGCUUUACAGAUUCCUCCUUUUUGAAUGAGAAGAAGAGGAGGGACCGUGAGGAACGGCAGAGUAUUGUUCUCUGGAGGAAGCCAUUCAUUACCUUGCAGUAUUUUUUCCUUGAAACCCUGAUAAACUUGAAGGAAUGGAGCUUAAAAUUGUGGCACCGUCGUGGGAUGGUGGGGUCAUUACUGCUCCUGCUUACACUUCUUACAGUAGCGUAUUAUAUUGAAGGAACACAUCAACAGUAUGUACAGUAUAUUGAGAAGAGAUUUUUAUGGUGUGCCUACUGGGUAGGCUUAGGAAUUCUGUCCUCUGUGGGACUUGGAACAGGUCUUCAUACUUUUCUUCUAUAUUUGGGUCCACACAUAGCUUCAGUGACACUUGCUGCUUAUGAAUGUAACUCGGUCAACUUUCCUGAACCUCCUUAUCCAGAUGAAAUUAUAUGUCCAGAAGAGGAAUCGGUAGAAGGUGCCAUUUCAUUAUGGACCAUCAUAUCUAAAGUCAGGCUAGAGGCCUGUAUGUGGGGUGCUGGCACUGCCAUUGGAGAGCUGCCACCAUACUUUAUGGCUAGAGCUGCCCGCCUUUCAGGAGCAGAACCUGAUGAUGAGGAAUAUGAGGAAUUUGAGGAGAUGCUGGAACAUGCUCAGACAGCACAGGACUUUGCAUCCCGAGCCAAACUUGCUGUUCAAAACCUGGUGCAGAAAGUAGGAUUCUUGGGGAUUUUGGCCUGUGCUUCUAUUCCCAAUCCCCUAUUUGACCUGGCAGGAAUAACAUGUGGGCAUUUCCUUGUUCCCUUCUGGACUUUCUUUGGAGCCACUCUGAUUGGCAAAGCAAUAAUUAAAAUGCACAUUCAGAAGCUAUUUGUAAUCAUAACUUUCAGCAAGCACAUAGUGGAGCAGAUGGUGUCGCUAAUUGGGUCUGUUCCAAGUAUUGGACCUUCUCUGCAAAAGCCGUUCCAAGAAUACCUAGAGGCUCAAAGAAAGAAACUUCAUCAUAAAGUAGAAAAAGGAGCCCCACAGAGUGAAAACUGGUUAUCAUGGGCAUUUGAGAAGCUGGUCAUCAUUAUGGUGUUCUAUUUCAUUCUUUCCAUCAUCAACUCUAUGGCACAGAGCUACGACAAGCGUGUUCAACAGAAAAAAGUAUCUGUUGAGAAGACAAAAUAAGGGGGAAGGACUCUGGGAGUAAAUGGGCGGGUGACACAAAAAAGACAAAAUGCUACUAAGAACCUCAUUUGACCUGAUUAACCGUUAAAAUGCAAAAUUGGCAAUUUAAGCUUUGGACAUUUUAAAAACAAAAUCAUUUUUUUUUUUUCAAAAUCAUAUUAAAUUAUUUUUUUCUAAUAUUUUUUUUUCACACUAUAAAAUGGUAACCAUUUAUAUACUGUGGAUAAGAGUCUUUGGCAAAAUAAGGUAAUGUAUAUCCUUUUCUUUUUUUUUUUUGAUCCUCAUAGUAUUUUAUUUACAAACGGUUUAUCCUUUUCUUAACAUCUCAUUUUUUUUCUCUCUCUCUCUUAUGGUGAGUUAGUUUUAAUUUCUUUGUAGCCCAUAUCUUGCCACUCAGGGUACUGUUUCACAGUAUUUUCUUUCUCCCAUGUUUUUGGCCAAGAAAAUUUGAGGCCUUUGUUUUCCUCUGUGUAGCAGCACUAAUGGGUUGAAUAAAUAAGGGACUAUUUGCCUGUAUGCUGCUUGUGUCUAUAGGAAAGCACAAGGUGAAAUUUAGAAUUUCUUGACUGAUAACUGUGGGAGCAUGAAAACCACAACGUCACGGUACACCUAAAGGGUCUGUGGCCUUUAGACUUUUGUGGAACUACAUUGUUUCAUGCAGUGCUGGAACCUGUAUUUUACAGCAGCUAAAGUGCCAUAGUUUACCUACUGUAGCUUAUUUCAUUGAAAGCAGGACAGGGUGUUGCAGUGCAUCACCUUUUGGACUGUUCUAGUUGGUGUGAAAUAAAGUCAAGUUGUGACUUUCGGUGUUUACUUUGACUGGACGAACCAAUUGAAAGUGCUGUUCAGACUUUUGUCAUAUGACUAGAGGGAGACAUUACCACAUUGCUGUGCAGUGUGCUCCCGUGACCCUGUAAAACUGAAGACCUGUAGAGUUCUUGACAAGUCUGGUUUGCACAUGGACUAUAUUACGGCAUGAUGGCCUAACUUUUGAUAGGUGCCCUGCUAGUCUACAAUUUCAGGUGUCCAGUUUACUUUUUUGCUAAUAAAUCGCUUGUCUGUAACAUUAUGGGAGAGAUAAGGAACUCAAAUCUCUAACACAGGCUUUCAGUUUGCGUGGGUUAAACCAUCGUUAACCAUCUAUUAACUUUUAAAAAAAAGUUCUGAUAGUCUUGGCAAAGAUAAUGCAAUGCUGUCUGCCCGGCAAUAAUUGGAGGUAGGAAUUGUACAUUAUUCGGUGCCCUUACCCAUUGUCUUGGUUUUGAGGUGCUCAUUGAAAUCAGUGAACACAGUUGGUAACCGUCCAGUUCUUUAUAAGCUGACUUGCUUUUUUGUUUUUGUUGUUUUAAUUCUGUACUUAUAGAAUGGAACGUUGAAACUGAACUUUAUAAAGCCACCUUUGAUCAUUCCA